Messenger RNA from Aphidius gifuensis, 5571 nucleotides. RefSeq names its product homeobox protein 2-like. The record is from RefSeq and is a predicted model, not a curated record. Bases 1003 to 4842 code for a protein of 1279 amino acids. Lineage: Eukaryota; Metazoa; Arthropoda; Insecta; Hymenoptera; Braconidae. The transcript has 8 exons.
AAAAUUUGCCCUGUGAAUUGGACUGCUUGGGUGCGUUCCGUAGGGGGACCGCGGUCCUUUUUGGCCAUAAUCAGAGUGGAUCCAUAAAAAUUAAAAAUCUCCCUAGGAAUCCCUAAAAAAUAACCAGUCUCAUGUAUACUUUUUUUUACACCUUUCUAUGUAUGUAUUGUUAAUGUUGUGGAUGUGGUGCUUACUGAAUUUUGUACUGAAUAAAAUUAUUAAAACAAUAAAUUUGUUAAUAACAGUUAACAAAAUGAAAAGAAAAAUUCCACUUCAAACACAUUAUCUAUUGACUGAUGUCGGUAGUAAUUGUUGUUUUUGUUGAAAAUGAACAGCAACAUCAGCCAGUUUAAGAUCUUGAAAGAUAACAAAAAUAUAAGUGCUGUCCUAACCUUACAUUUGAGUUAUGAUAGGUUUUGAAGCAUUAACUUUGAAAAGAAAUACAAUUUACAGGCUAAAUAAUUGAGAUAACAACAAUAUACACCGACUAUUUUAAUUGACAAUUUUUUUUUUGAUGCCAAAUUAUUUUUUUCUUUAUAAUUCGUUAAUCAUAUUUUUCGGUGUUUACGUUUGCUUAUGUUUGUUUACGUUUUCUAAUACAUAGCAGUGCUGACACUACAACGAAAUUAAAUUCACCAUGAUAAACCACGCCUAUUUUUGGUAGACCGCGGUCCUCUACGGAACGCACCCCUACAGACCUUGCUUGUGAACAGUUGUGGAUUGUUUGUGGAUUGAUUGUCCUCACAUUUUAUAAUCAUAUUAACGUUGGUAAUCGAAAUUAUGAGUAGUAAAACGAGUGAGUUAUCAGCUAAUAACAAUUCCAGUUCUUUACACUCAUAACAAGUUUGCAAACUAAUUAACGUUGACUAGAAACAAUAAAACUUUAUGUCUAACGUAACCUAGUAUUUAUUAUUUGUCAACAUUUAUCAAAUCAGUUUUUAUUUAGAAAUAAAAGACAUUCCAAAAAAUAUUUCAUUUUCAUGUGAAGUAUCUGAGUUAAGUAUGGGCAAUGAAGAAAUUAAUAACGGAAAUGUUGAAACAUGGAAUAAUGCGAUAACUGUAUUGGAUUAUAAAAAUAAAAGAGAAAAUAAAUUUUUGAAUGUGUCAAAUGACAACAAUGUUAUUCAAGUGGAAAAUAUCAAUAAGUUUUCGUCGAGUCAGGUUGAUGAUAAACAGGAGCUAAGUGUAAGAGAUGAUAAUCCCGAUAUUACUGUCUUGGAAGAGCCUGAAAAAUCUCCUGAUUUCAUAACUCUUCCAUCGUUAUCAAAAAAAAAAGAUGAUACUCGAAGGAAAAUAAACAAAUCCCCUCAAGAAAUUUAUCAAGAACGACUUAAUGCAAAAGUUAAAGUUGUUAAAAAGAAAUUUACGAAACUAGCAAGAGUAUUGUACAAAAGUUAUCCAAUUUACGAGAACUGGUUAAAACGUGUUGAAGCAACAACAGGUGAUUCUGUUUGUAAAAUUGAACCACCAAAGCAAUGCCCUCCAGAACGUGCUCAAACUAAUCGUUGGAAAUUUGUUUGCAUAAGAAAACUCGAUGAAUCAUCAGAAUGCAAAUUGGGUCGUCAAAAUACCAAUAUAACUGUAAAUAAUAAAACAAUUAUCAAAACAGUUUGGAGAUUGGGCCCAAGUGAAGACUCGGUUGUUAAUGCAAAUAACAUAUUUAAAUCGUAUCCGCCAUUUGUCAUGCGCGCUGCAAAGAUGUUUGAAGAUUUCAUCAAUGGGUUUUUACCAUUAAAAGAUCAAACUAAUGAUGAAAUAACACAUUGUGAUGAUCAAAAAAAUCAAUGGUUAUUUUUAUUGGUACGUGCUAAUAGUAAAAAAGAAUUAUUACUAUUUGCAACUGGCAAAGAGGUCAGUAAUUCAUCAAUGGAUGGAUUAAAAAGAUUAUAUGAUACUGACGUCGGAAAAGAUUGUAACGUUAAAUCUUUGUACUGCAAAUCAAUAACAAAUACUAGUAAUAAUUUAACAUUAACAACAACAAUAUUUUUACUUGGUUCCGAAGCUCUUGAUGAAACGGUUGGUGGUUUGAAAAUUCAAUUACCACCAAAAACAAAUUUUUCAUCAAGUACUGUUGGUGCUGAAUUACUUGGUCAAGCUGUUGAUGAAUUAUUAGCACCAAAUGAUAAAAUAACGCUUGUUGAAAUUGGUUGUGGUCUUGGCUUAAUAUGUCUCAUGAUUGCAUCAAAAUGUGAAAAAGUCAUAGGAUACGAUUCAUUAUCAGAAAUUGAAGAAGCUGAAAUAACAUCUGAAUUAAAUAAAAUAAAAAAUGCAAAAUUUAUAACUGGACCAUCAAAUGAAGCAAUUGGUAGAAUAGCAACGUCAAUGAGAAAUUGUAAAUCAUCAGCAAUUGUUAAUGCAAAUACAAAAGUUGGAAGGGACAUUGAAAUAUUGAUGGGAUUACGUAAAAUAUCAACAUUACGUAAAGUCGUUAUGAUAACAACAAUGGCCAAACAAUCAAUACGUGCAAUAAUGGAAUUAAUAAAACCAGCAGACGAUGUUCACGGAAAUCCAUUUAUACCAAUACGUGCAUUAAUUGUUGAUACAAUGCCUAACGGACAAUUUUUCGAAGUUGCAAUAUUGAUGGAACGUCGUAUUAUGCAUAAACUAUUACGCCCCUUUAAUGAUCAAUCAAGUUCAACAAAAUCAAUUGAAAAUUUUUCAUCAGAAAAAAAUAUUCAGACAUCUGAAAAAUCAUUAAUUUUACCAAAAAUAGGUAAAUUUAAUAAUAAAGAUGAUAACAAAAAAAUCAAUGAUGAUAAUAAAAAGAAAAUUGUUGAUAAAUCAAUAUCGACUAAAACUGCUAAAGAUGACAUUGUUGAAAUAACAAAACUUGUUAAAAAUCCAUUUCACCAUGAUAGAUAUAAUAUUAAAAAUUGUGAUUUUACUGCUAAUAAUAAAAUAAAUCAACAAAAAAAUCUAACAAAUCGAACGAUACGAUCGAGAAAAAGAUCACGGAUUGAUUCACAUCGCUCAUUAUCACCAAAAAAACAUAGAAAUAAAUGCAUUAAUAAUAAAACAACGAAACAUAAUGACCCAUCAUCAACAUCAACAACAAAUCUAUCCCAUAAACGGGGUAAUAAUUCAGACUUACGUUCACGUUUGUCAAAUAACAUACAUAUUGAUGAUGAUUUAAUACAAACAUUUCAAAUACAGAAACAGAUACUUGAAAAUACAAUUGAAGAAUUAAAAAACCCAGUUAUUAAUCAAGAUGAUUUAAAUAAUAUAGCUAUUGAUAAAAUUAAUAAAGUACAAUUGCAACUAUCACGUUCCGUGUGGGAUCGUAUUGCACCACCAGAUAAUAUAACUAAUAUCGAUUUUAAUAAUACAACAUUAAAAGGUAGCAUCGUACAUGAAAAAAGUAAUAAAAAUUUCGUUAUUAUGACACCAAAUCACCAAUUUUUAGAAUCACGUAAUAAUUAUAAAAAAUAUAAUAAUAUACAAAUUGCGGAACCAAAUCAAGUAAUGCCAAAUGAGCGUUAUUUGGUUUUGAAUGAAACACGUGAUAAUGAUCAUUAUCGAUAUCAAAGUAAUAAACAACAAACCGAUGAAAAAACUCCCGAUAAUUGGCCAUUAUCAGUUGGUGUAUCACGUAAACCAGCAUCACCAAGUUGGAUUGAUACUCAUUUAUCACCAUCAAAACGUCGAAUUUUAUCCCCACUCCAUCGUUCAGUAGUUUCCUCUUCUAGCCGACCAGUUGUUUUAGCACGUUGUCGAAAAGUUUCACCACCGAGUCGUUCUAUUAUGACACAACCAAGACGUUCAUUAUUGUCACCGCCACAUCCUCGGGUACCAUCGCCCUCAUCACGACGACUAAUGUCACUGCAUAGAAGACACUAUUCACGUGAAAGGUUUUACCAACAACUGUCUUUAUCAUCGUCAACAUCAUCGUUUCGUCCAUUAUGUGUUGAUGAUAUGCAAAAAAAAGUAACACUUUCACGGCUUAAUUCAUCACCACCAAGAAAACAAUCAUGUCAACGUCUUUCAAACUCAAAUACACGUCAGAAUUAUGAAAAUACAAUGCAAACUAGUGGCCAAGCAUUAAAACCGUUAAUACAACAAAGAAGAUUAUCAUCAUCGCCAGUGGAAUUGAUUGAUGAUUGGGAUAUACCAAGUCGAGGUGCUAUUGAAAAACAUGAUGAUUGGCAAAAACAAAAGUGUCCACAAUCAAUGUUAAAUUGGGAUAGAACAAAACGGAUUGAUUUAAAUAAUUUUCGUAAUGAUGAUUUACGGAUUAAUAAAAAUCAAGCUAAUGUUGUAAAUGAUAAACUAGUAUCAUCAAAUAUGUUUGAUAACCGAUGGAAUGAUCCUGUACUGAAUGGAAAAAGUAGUAUUGACAGUUGGGGUGUACACGAUAACGAAUCAUUUGUUAAAUACACAAAUAAUUUACGUGAUGAUUCUUGGAUUGAAUCAAAUAAUAAUAAAUCUGAUGAUAACAGAUCGAGAUUGGAACAACAGAAUAUAUCGAGAAAUUGGAAUCAAAAUAAUGAAAGAGAAGAUUGGAAUGAUUUACCAGAAGAUGCUAGAGAUCCUUGGGCUGAUGAUGCGGUUAAUGUUGAUAAGGAUCGUUUCCAAAAUUCAACUCAACAAGCUAAUUGGUCUAGAAACAAAAACCAACAAGUUGAAUGUGCUGGCUCAUUAAAAAAUAAACAAUCAAUUCCACCAUUAAUCAACACAAAUUCAUCGCAACAAAAUUGGCACAAAAAUAGCAUGGUUAAUCAACAUUUGUUGAAAAAUUCAUGCUGGACUAGUAAUGCAAAUCAUAAUUUGGUCAAGAAAAAUUUACCAGGUAGUAUUUGGGUUCAACAUAAUACUGCUAGUACAUGGAGAAAUUUUCCACAGUAAUUUUCAACAGAUGCAACAACGUUAAAGACUGAAGACCAUUUGACGGGUUUGACCAGGAUAGCUAUUCUCGACAUAAUUAUCCCCUGUACCGGGGAUAACAUGAAAAUGCUCGAAAGCGAUAUAGUCGUUUGAUGGAAACCAUUGAAGAAGAUACAAAUAAAGCCAUAAAUUAAGGUAAAUUUCCACAAAAUAGUUAUCCCUGUCACCGGGGAUAACUGAGGGGAUAAUUAUGUCGAGAAUAGCUAUCCAGGUUUGACUGAUAUUGAUAUACAUAAUAUUUAAGGGCUCAAACUCACGACAAGCUAACUUCCGCUUGUAAAACGCACUUUAUUUAAGGGAUGUGCGAUAUCAGACGAUAUAUUGAAGGACCCGAUAUUUUUGCUCGAUAUCGACGAUAUAUUUCGAUAUGAUAAGCGUCAAAUAUCGGAUAUUCGAUAUCACUUUCGGAAUAUCGUCUCGAAAAUAUCGGUUGAUAUACCGACUGAAAAACUACUGCCCAAUAAAUUUUAAUGGCGGCUUGAAUGGCCACAGCCAAUCAAAGAUCAAAAAAUAUUCAAACGUAUUAAUUUAAUUAGCUGUGAAUUUAUGAGUUUUAAAUUGACAGUUGACAAUUGAUAAUUAAUAAUUAUUAAUAACAAAAUAAUUGGAAACUAUAAUCAGUAGUAAAAAAAUUGAGGAAUUGUGUAUUCAUUAUUGCAUAGUCAUGUUUCAAUAAAAUGUUGAUUAAUA